Messenger RNA from Plenodomus lingam JN3, 318 nucleotides. RefSeq lists its product as uncharacterized. Gene Ontology annotation, cellular component: membrane. The record is from RefSeq and is a predicted model, not a curated record. NCBI's taxonomy places the organism in Eukaryota, Fungi, Ascomycota, Dothideomycetes, Pleosporales, Leptosphaeriaceae.
AUGUCUGGAAACAUCGCCCUCGUUCUUGGUGCUCUGACCGCUGGAGGAGGUAUCACUGGAUACGCGCGUACGGGAUCUGUGCCUUCAAUUGCAGCUGGUGUUACUGUUGGCCUACUGUACAUCUUCGGCGGCUUGCGCAUCAACAACCGCAACCCCUAUGGCGUUGAGCUUGCUCUUUUGGCCUCCAUUGUCCUUGCUGGCAGUUCCAUUCCACGUGCCAUCAAGUCUGGCAAGCCUCUCCCCAUUGGUUUGAGUGUUCUUGCCACGUUUGGUUUGUGGACCUUUGGUACCGCCUAUGCCAAGCGAUCAACUGUUUGA